This is a messenger RNA of Pyricularia pennisetigena, 384 nucleotides long. RefSeq lists its product as uncharacterized. The coding region runs from base 1 to 384 and encodes 127 amino acids. Gene Ontology annotation, biological process: proton motive force-driven ATP synthesis. The transcript is spliced from 3 exons. Lineage: Eukaryota; Fungi; Ascomycota; Sordariomycetes; Magnaporthales; Pyriculariaceae. The record is from RefSeq and is a predicted model, not a curated record.
AUGCUCAGCUCAUUGUCCAGGGUUUCGAGCCGCAAGGCCAUCUCGACCGUCUCAAGGCUUGCUAAGCCCACCGUUGCCCGUACUUUCAUGACCCCGACUGUUUCGCGGAGAGCCGACUUUGUUCAGGAGCUUUACCUCAAGGAGCUCAAGGCUUACAAGCCAACCCCCAUCAAGGAGUCGGACUCCCAGGGCCAGGUCGCCACCUUCAACCUGCCCCAGGCUCCCAAGUCGCCAGAGGAGACUGACCUGGCCGCCAGCCUCAAGGAGUACGAGUCCAUGGCCGUUGAGGUCGAGGGCAACGAGGCCGUCGCCGAGGGACAGUCCGCUGUCGUCGAGGACUGGCUCGUUGAGGACGAGGAGGACGUCGCCGCUGCCAAACACUAG